Messenger RNA from Sparassis crispa, 1329 nucleotides. RefSeq lists its product as hypothetical. The transcript has a single exon. Bases 1 to 1329 code for a protein of 442 amino acids. Lineage: Eukaryota; Fungi; Basidiomycota; Agaricomycetes; Polyporales; Sparassidaceae. The record is from RefSeq and is a predicted model, not a curated record.
AUGAUGAUACACUAUGCCAAGGUGACCGAAGAAAAUGGAGUUAUCAUUGCACUCGACCAAGAAAAAGCCUACGACAGAGUUGCACAUGACUACCUGUGGAGAACACUGGAUGCCUUCCACUUCCCCCCUAGUUUCACCGCAACGGUCCAAUCCCUCUAUGAACAUGCCACAACAGUGGUCAUCAUAAACGGUGAGACCAGCUCCCCCUUUCGCAUCACCCAAGGAGUACGCCAAGGAGACCCAAUGUCCUGCCUUCUAUUCAACCUUGCUAUUGAACUGCUUGCAUGCAUGCUCCGAAAUUCCCAACUCGAAGGCUUCUACAUCCCUGGUGUACCUGAACGAAUCAUCACCACCCUAUUCGCAGAUGACACCAUGACCUACUUGUCUGAACGGGAUGAUUUUGCCGUUCUCUCAGAUAUUCUGAAUACCUGGUGCCUCGCUUCCACUGCCCGCUUCAAUGUCGACAAAACCGAGAUUAUCCCGAUCGGCUCCACUGAGUACCGAGAGCAAGUCAUCACAAAACACUGCCUCGGGCCCCAGAGCCUUGCUUUCCCUGCCCAAGUGCACAUAACAUGCGACGGUGAUGCCAUCCGCUCUCUCAGUGCCUGGAUUGGAAACAAUGUCGACAAUGCAUCUCCCUGGUCAACAAUAAUGGACAAAAUCAAAGCCUCCCUUCUACGAUGGUCCCAAGGCCACCCGACCCUUAAGGGACGUCGCCUUAUCAUCCAAAUGGUGAUUGGAGGCAUGACCCAAUAUCUAACUCGCGUCCAAGGUAUGCCCAAACACAUCGAAGAAAGCCUCACCAAGAUUAUCCGGAACUUCAUGUGGGAUGACCAUCGGGGCCCAACAGUCAGCCUGGACAUGCUCUGCCAACCUCUGACAAAUGGAGGCCUCGGAGUUCUCCACCUCGCAGCCAGAAAUGAUGUGAUCAUCAUCAAGGACCUACAAUCUUUCCUAGACAUCGGCCCUGACAGACCAACCUGGGCCUUCAUCGUGGACUUCCUCAUCCUCGAAAACAUCACCCGCGCCUCCGGCAACGUCCCCGUAAAUGCACAAACCAAUAUCUUCCUCCAAACCUGGAAGGUGAACAUCCAGCCAUCAUCUCACCUUCCCAUAUUCCUCAAGAAGCUCCUCAAGACUGGCACAAAAUAUAAGGUAACCUUCGGAACCCUAAAACCAUCCAAAAACCUCCAGUCAAAACUACCAAUAUGGUACCACUUUGGAGCCGGUGAACGUUUCCGCUCUCUAAACAAUUCCCCUUCCGGUAAAUGCCUCCGCGAUAACCACAAUGUAGCCACCAUCGGCGACCUCCUCAAAACCACCAAAUGA